UAUGCGCGUUUGCGUUUAGAAGCGUUUUUAAAAGAUAACCUCAGGGGACUCUCCCAAAUGCCCAGAAUACUAAAUAACUAUUUCAGACAUUUUGAGAGAAAUAGAGAGAACAGAAGCAGAGAGAACAGUACGUGUUGAGAUGACCUGUCUUUUCUGGUUGUAUUCACUAUGGAUUGUCAAAGGAAAUAAUGCAGCACGUUCUACCAUUUUUUCCUGCACGCGAAACCUGGAACUGACUGCACUGGUAUACUAUUUGAAUACACGGAAAACGCUUUGCAUGCAUUUUUGAUGACGAAAAAAGGUAAUGGACAGCAUCUGGAUAUGGACCAAGCAAAAAA
Molecule: messenger RNA, 338 nt
Organism: Staurois parvus
Lineage: Eukaryota; Metazoa; Chordata; Amphibia; Anura; Ranidae
Source: the annotation of a GenBank genome assembly